AUGGACAAUGCUAAGGCAAUGGACACACCAAUGAGCAUUACUUGCUACCUUGACAAAGAUGAACAAGGUAAAAGCAUAGAUGUAAAGAAGUAUAGAGGCAUGAUAGGAUCAUUACUUUAUCUAACGGCAAGUAGGCCAGAUAUCAUGUUUAGUGUAUGCAUGUGUGUGAGAUACCAAGCUAAUCCUAAGGAAUCUCACUUAAGUGUGGUGAAAAGGAUUAUGAAGUAUCUCAUAGGAACAUUAAAUGUUGGAUUGUGGUAUCCGAAAGGAUCCACUUGUGAUUUGAUUGGUUAUUCCGAUUCCGAUUUUGCUGGUUGCAAAUUGGAUAGGAAAAGCACUAGUGGCACUUGUCACUUGCUAGGAAACUCUCUUGUUUCAUGGUAUAGUAAGAAACAAGUAAGUGUAGCCUUGUCUACCGCCGAAGCCGAGUAUGUAGCCGCCUGUAGUUGUUGCGCCCAAAUUUUAUGGAUGAAACAACAACUUGUGGACUAUGGACUCAUGCUUGAUCACAUUCCUAUUAAAUGUGAUAAUACUAGUGCAAUAAAUUUAACCAAGAAUCCGGUUUAA
This is a messenger RNA of Arachis duranensis, 567 nucleotides long. RefSeq names its product secreted RxLR effector protein 161-like. The transcript has a single exon. Bases 1 to 567 code for a protein of 188 amino acids. The record is from RefSeq and is a predicted model, not a curated record. Lineage: Eukaryota; Viridiplantae; Streptophyta; Magnoliopsida; Fabales; Fabaceae.